CUCGGUAAAGUAGACGUGGCAGUGACGUCAAGGCCGGAAACGAGCGGAACUUUAACUCCUGGGUUGUUUAGUUUUAGCCAGAAACAUCGAGGGCUCACGGAAUAUGUUGUAAUAUCGAUUGAAACGUGUGUAUACGUGUCCAUGAAGGAUACUCAACCUUGUAUUUGAGUUUCCGCACACCGGGAGAUCUUCCUAAUAAUCCAUCACACAGAGCAGAGGUAAAGACUCGGCAGUCCAGGUGGUUUCUGGUCCACAGCGGGCUGGUAACCCUUUACCGGGGGCAAGAUGACGUGCCGUGACCGGACCGUCGAGUUCCAGUCAGCCUGUAAAUCUCUCCAGGGCAGGCCGAAUGGAGUCCAGCCCAGUAAACCAAUUAUUAGCGCCUUCAGGCAGCGCAGUGACUUCACAGUUAUGGCCAAGAGAAUUGGAAAAGACUUGAGCAAUACAUUUGCCAAACUGGAAAAGCUCACCAUUUUGGCAAAAAGAAAAUCUCUAUUUGACGACAAGGCAGUGGAGAUCGAGGAGCUAACAUACAUCAUUAAACAAGACAUCAACAGUCUAAACAAACAGAUAGCACAGCUACAGGACUUGGUGAGGUCCCGCGGAGCUCCGGGUGGCCGACACAUCCAAACCCACUCGAACACUAUAGUGGUGUCCUUACAGUCCAAACUGGCUUCAAUGUCCAAUGACUUCAAAUCAGUCCUAGAAGUCAGAACAGAGAACCUGAAGCAGCAGCGCAGCAGGAGAGAGCAGUUCUCCCAGCCCCCUGUCUCGUCUUCUCCUCUGGUGGCCAACAACUUCAGGAGCCGAAAAAAAGGGGCCCAGGAGCCGCAUGCAGCUCGCGAGCCGCGCAAUGGUUACCAGGGCAAUACAACCUCAAAUUUAAAAGAGAGCUCGGUCCUGAUGCAGGAUGAGUCCAGGAGUAUGGGGGACGUAGCCAUCGAUAUGGACUCUCAGACCAAUCCCUUGCAACUCCAGCUUAUUGAUGAGCAGGACUCAUACAUCCAAAGCCGUGCAGACACCAUGCAGAACAUUGAAAGCACCAUCGUGGAAUUGGGCUCUAUAUUCCAGCAGCUGGCGCACAUGGUCAAGGAGCAAGAAGAGACCAUCCAGAGGAUCGACGCUAAUGUGGAGGACACCCAGCUGAACGUGGAGGCCGCCCACACAGAGAUCCUCAAAUACUUCCAGUCCGUCUCCUCCAACCGCUGGCUGAUGAUCAAGAUCUUUCUCGUCCUCGUCAUCUUCUUUAUCAUCUUUGUUGUUUUCUUUGCUUAAAGAAAAGAGGAGCAGCUGAGAGAAGGGGAAGAAGCACGUUGAAUCAGGGGAAAUGAAACUAAAGCUGGACUGAGAUGACAUGUCCAGACAACAUAUUUGAAGGGCAGACGUCUCCAUCAAAGUGACAGUUUUGAUAAAGGCUUGGGAGACACUCGGACUAAUGAAGACUUUUCCAUUAAUACAGACUUUCUGGUUAUUCCCAAGCUACAGACUCUUGGUCUUAAUUAGUCUAUUCAGUGAAGAAUGAAGAUGUUGACCUUUGUCCAAAUGAAAGAAUAAAUUAUCCCAAAUCCCCACUUUGUAUAGAAUUGGAGCAAAGACUGCUCGGUAUUGUACUUUGACCAAUUAUUCACAAACAUUUAAUCAAAAUGGCUAUGAUUUAAUGGUUUGAUUCUGCAAACUCUUUUAUUUAGUUUUUUGUCUUCAUCCCACAUGUCCUACAUUGAUAUUAUUUGAAAGCCAAACAGAACUGGAGUUUAUUGUCAGAUACAUUUUCUUCUUAAUUUACUUACCUUUUGUUGAAGAGCAUGACUGUUGAUCAAUAAUUCAUCACUUACAUUUUUUUGUAUUCUGUUAUGCUAAGUUUCAUUUGCCAAAUGGGUACUUAAAAUAGAACUGUGAGAUAAUACGAAGACACUCACUGUGGUCCAGCAUUCCCUGUCCUGAAGACACAAUAAGUUACAGCUUAAUGGACUGUUUGGAUUGAUGUCAUUCAGGAAACAGCUGUAUGAAAUGCUAAUGCUAAAUUAUGUAACAACACUAAAUGAAACGGUUUGGGUUGUUAGCCAUUGGGCAGGUUAAAAAAGUUUGCACUCAGUGCUGCAGAGAGACUUCAGAAUAUAUUGUAAGUCAAGUAUCUGAAGGACCCGGGUUUGACAUCAGUGCUUAUGAAGGGGUUAGACUGGUUGUGAAGGCCCACUAAGGAAGGGACUCAAUCAGCCAGAUUCCCUGGAAGUGUCUGGUUGAAUGUUGCCGUUGUGGUCGCUUCCCCUCUUAAGCUAUCUAAACGUGUCUGAUGUUAUUUAAAUGACCACAGCUUUUUAAAAAGAAAGAAAACUUCCUAUUUUUUCCCCUGUCUGUUAUUUUUUAGCCAAAUGCCUUGACUUCAAUGUCUAAAGUGCAAAUAGUGAUAAUGAUGUAUUGAUAAGAAAGUGCAUAUUAAUAAAAUGACAAAGGGGUGCUAGCAUUCA
Molecule: messenger RNA, 2465 nt
Organism: Etheostoma cragini (Arkansas darter)
Lineage: Eukaryota; Metazoa; Chordata; Actinopteri; Perciformes; Percidae
Gene: stx5a
Product: syntaxin 5A
Exons: 12
Coding region: 286-1275 (329 amino acids)
Biological process (GO): intracellular protein transport; vesicle fusion; endoplasmic reticulum to Golgi vesicle-mediated transport
Cellular component (GO): Golgi membrane; endomembrane system; SNARE complex
Molecular function (GO): SNARE binding; SNAP receptor activity
Source: RefSeq, a predicted model, not a curated record